AUGACCAAGCUCGACGAACUCAAAAAGACGAGCGCAGACUUGCAAAAAAGCGUGGACAGUAUCCAAAAGACGUUGAGCAGCUUGCGUGGGCAGAAUGCUGGUGGGAAGCCCACCCCGUCUGCUUCCAAGGGCAACGGUGGAGCUUCCAAGCCGAAGACAGUAACGACCAAGCCCGGUGUUCCUGCUGGAGGAAAGGCAAAGGCUGGGACUGCGACGUCUGGUGCGGUGAAGUCUGGCGCGGCGAAGAAGUGA
Messenger RNA from Coniosporium apollinis CBS 100218, 252 nucleotides. RefSeq lists its product as uncharacterized. The transcript is spliced from 2 exons. Bases 1 to 252 code for a protein of 83 amino acids. The record is from RefSeq and is a predicted model, not a curated record. Lineage: Eukaryota; Fungi; Ascomycota; Dothideomycetes.